AUGUUUUUAAAGGGUAUUUCCAAGUUUCGCAUGAUAUCCAUGAAGGGAAUCUUUACUCGAUGGUACUCGCACUCUCAAAAAGUGGCCAAUCUGGGGUUUAUCACUGAUUAUUUAGUUGAUAGAGGUGUACCAAAUCUUCUACAAGAAAUGUUUAAGGAGUCUGUGUUAGCGGAAAACAUUGUUCUCAGACUGUUCCCAACUUCGCAUCCAUAUAUCCCGGCAUUGCAUGGGAAAUCAAAGUACAAGGCUUCUUUAAAUGCAAUGCGAAUGAUAGUACGGAAGUUCAUAUUGGGUGAAGAAUGUCGCUUGCACAUAAGUUCAGUGAAGACUUUAUUGUCGGAAACUCAUGGUGGAGAAGCAAAAACUAAUCUUCAAAACUAUAACACCAUAACAUGCAACGAUAAAAUAGUUGUUAAAUGGCAAAGUUGUGUACCAGAGGACCAUUGCAAGAUUUCCAAAUUGGAGAUUAAUGACAAAUUGAAGGAGAAGAAACAAGGGAGUGGGAGCGACAAUACGUUUUCGAUGCGAUCAGUCCCGGUCAUAGACUACAUUUUACAUCCUGCUGUCAAUGAUAUAAAUCAAAGUGUUAUUUCCGAAUACAUCGAGUGUGCAAUGGAAAAGUCAGUACAAAAAAACACCAACAAAACAGAUGAAGACGAAAAAAGUGAAGGCGCUAGUAAAAAGAAUAAAAAGAAAAAAUUGUCACGGCUGAUUAGAGGAACGUUUAUAUUCGAGUUCAAUGAAGAAAACUCUAGGAUUUUGGUUCAUACCAUUGAGGAUGUUGAACUAAUUCAUUACGAGAAAAGAAUUACCACUCGUGGUGCCUUUGCAUGUUAA
This is a messenger RNA of Saccharomyces mikatae IFO 1815, 837 nucleotides long. It is a transcript of the gene MCO32, whose product is annotated as Mco32p. Lineage: Eukaryota; Fungi; Ascomycota; Saccharomycetes; Saccharomycetales; Saccharomycetaceae. The record is from RefSeq and is a predicted model, not a curated record. The transcript has a single exon. Bases 1 to 837 code for a protein of 278 amino acids.